This is a messenger RNA of Recurvomyces mirabilis, 1185 nucleotides long. RefSeq lists its product as uncharacterized. The record is from RefSeq and is a predicted model, not a curated record. Lineage: Eukaryota; Fungi; Ascomycota; Dothideomycetes; Mycosphaerellales; Teratosphaeriaceae. The transcript is spliced from 6 exons. The coding region runs from base 1 to 1185 and encodes 394 amino acids.
AUGUCGCAAGAAGCUUCAGCUCUUGCAGCUGCGAUAGCCCAGGGCCAGCAAGCAAAUUACCCGGAUGUCAGCCGAGGACCUCUACUCGUGAGGACGGUAUGGGUGCUCAUCAGCUUUUCCACCAUCACUGUCUUCGGCAGGCUGUAUACAAAACUUCGCAAGGCUCGACGGCUAUACUGGGAUGAUGCGCUCGUCAUACUGGCAUUGAUCAUUGGUAUAUUCCACGCCGCAUGGAUAACAAGAGGAGUCCAGGUCGGUCUCGGCCGGCAUAUCAACUAUCUCUCGGAGUACCAACGUGGCGAAGCGUUGCGAGUCGGACUAUGGUCUCUCCUGAUGGCGUUCCUCAGCCCGAUGGCUGGCAGGAUGGCCUUUUGCGUUACCCUACUCUAUCUUGCCGGCACUGAUCCUAGAGUAAAGAAGUGGCCUAUCUGGAUCUUUUUCGCUGGGCAAUUAUUGGUCAACGUGGCAGUCUUACUCGCUUUCUACACUCAAUGUGGCUCUCAUCUGAGCAUCUUCUGGACGCCGACGCAGGUGGAGCAGUUCGCAACGCAUUGCGUGAACCCAAAAAUACAGACGGAUCUUGGGUACUUCCAAGGAUCUUUCAACACCCUGACUGAUGCAUUCUUGACUGCACUUCCCGCGGUAUUGAUCGAGCACACGCGACUGUCCCUAAAGUCAAAGAUUGGACUAGCUUGCCUGUUGUGCUUGAGCAUUCUGGCCAUGAUAGCAUCCAUCGUCAAGACCUACGAAGCACGCGCUCUACACGAAAUCCUGGACUACACAUACGAUCUCUGUCCUUAUGUCAUCUGGAUCACAAUCGAGUUGAAUGUGGUCAUCAUAGUGGCCUCAAUUCCCUUGAUGCGACCUCUCUUCAUCAAAUCGACCGCGCAGCCACGGCGCUUGCGAAUACCGUCACAACCACCGAGAAGUAGUCUCUGGUCGAAAUCUCAUUCCGGGCACACAAGCUACUCUCAGAAAGGCCUUGAAGCUAUUACGAUACGACCGGAAAGUCAGGAGAACAUCGUUCCGCAGCAUCAUAUACCACUGCAUGAUCUCGAACCGUCUGGUAUUGUGGUCACGUCGGAAGUAUCGAUCACGUACGAGUCGAGUAAUUCGCCUUAUGUACAUGCGGCACUGGUAGGCUUGGUGCAAGGAGAGAUCGCGAAUCCUGGACUUGUCCAAUGA